Molecule: messenger RNA, 1302 nt
Organism: Nematolebias whitei (Rio pearlfish)
Lineage: Eukaryota; Metazoa; Chordata; Actinopteri; Cyprinodontiformes; Rivulidae
Gene: atcayb
Product: ATCAY kinesin light chain interacting caytaxin b
Exons: 13
Coding region: 131-1195 (354 amino acids)
Biological process (GO): apoptotic process
Cellular component (GO): cytoplasm
Source: RefSeq, a predicted model, not a curated record
UGAGCGUAUCACCUGGAGAAUAAAACAAAAAAUGACCUUCGGUCAGCAGCUUUAAAGAAACACGGAAUAAGUCGACAAUACAAAGGAGAGCUUUAUCAAAAUACCCGAGGUCCCUCCUCCCGGGCAGAGGAUGGGAACAGCAGAAGCCACUUUACGCAUGGACAGCAUGGAGGUGAAGGACGAGUGGCAGGACGAGGACUUCCCCAGGCCACUUCCAGAGGAUGGAGAUGCUGACUCAUGUGUCCUGACAGACAACAGAACCACUACUCCCACCAGUCUAAAUGUCAGGGACUCCAUAGACCAGAGAAAGAGACGCACACUGGUUGCCCCGGACAUGAACCUGUCUCUGGAUCGGAGCGAGGGCUCUGUGCUCUCCGACGACUUCCUGGAGACACCGGACGACCUAGACAUCAAUGUUGACGACAUCGAGACUCCUGAUGACACCGACUCACUCGAAUUCAUGAACAAUGGCACCGAGCUGGAGUGGGAAGACGACACUCCUGUCGCCACAGCCAAGCGUUUUCCAGGCGACAGUGAAGAGGUGAGAGACUCAUCUGGACGUCUGUGGCGAACGGUGAUUAUCGGCGAUCAGGAGCAGCGGAUCGACAUGCAGAUCAUCAGACCUUACCUGCGGGUUGUUACGCAUGGAGGUUAUUAUGGUGAGGGUUUGAAUGCCAUCAUCGUGUUUGCGGCCUGCUAUCUCCCCGACAGCAGCUGUGACGACUACGCCUACAUCAUGGAGAAUCUGUUUCUGUACGUCGUGAGCAGCCUGGAGCUGCUGGUGGCGGAAGAUUACAUGAUCGUUUACCUGAACGGAGCGACUCCUCGCAGGAAGAUGCCUGGAAUCAGCUGGCUAAAGAGAUGCUACCAGAUGAUUGACAGAAAACUGAGAAAAAAUCUGAAGUGUCUCAUCAUUGUUCACCCAACAUGGUUUAUCCGGACUGUCCUGGCCAUCUCAAGACCUUUCAUCAGUGUGAAGUUCAUGAAUAAGAUCCGAUACGUUCACACCCUGGAGGAACUGAGCCACAUAAUCCCCAUGGAGCAUGUUCAGAUCCCUGAAUGUGUGCUGCAGUAUGAUGAUGAGAAAAUAAAAGCACAGAAAGAAAGAAUAGAGCACGAGAAGCAACAAACCAACACGAUACUCUCUAAAGAAAGGUCAAAAUCAAUGAAGGCAGAAGUUGGUCAUGACAUCUGACGUUCAGAACAUUCUGAUGAGCUGGAGAUGGUUUACGAAUAGGAAGCAGCAUCUCAAGCUUCUGGCACCAGAUUUAAACCACCUGAACGGAUGUAGUUAUUAGUGCA